Messenger RNA from Colletotrichum tamarilloi, 1875 nucleotides. RefSeq lists its product as uncharacterized. Lineage: Eukaryota; Fungi; Ascomycota; Sordariomycetes; Glomerellales; Glomerellaceae. The transcript is spliced from 7 exons. The record is from RefSeq and is a predicted model, not a curated record. Gene Ontology annotation, biological process: mRNA processing; nuclear-transcribed mRNA poly(A) tail shortening. The coding region runs from base 1 to 1875 and encodes 624 amino acids. Gene Ontology annotation, molecular function: poly(A) binding. Gene Ontology annotation, cellular component: PAN complex; P-body.
AUGUCCGUGGAUCUCGGACUGGUCACCCUAUGGUCGAUGUGGACUAAAGCUAUGGCCGAAGAAAUCGCGAGAAAGGCCCUCAAUGUCGACUCGCCUUCAUUCACACCCGCCGGUCUGCCCUCGGUGGCAUCACCGAGUGCAAAUACGAUAGCGGGCUCCAAGAAAUCGACAUUUUCCUCCCAGGCUGCGAGUGCAGCCGUUUUUACUCCCAGAGGAGCAGGCUCUGCGACGCCAGCCGCCGCUCCAGAUGGAGAAGCGGCGUCGACAGUAUUUAACCCUGCUACAUUUCGAGAAUUUACUCCAUCAAACUUUGAGUUGAGUACUGGCAUUACUGCCAAUGGCUCAGCUUCCGACACAGGGCUCUCAUUUGACCCCUUUGCUAUGCCCAAUGUUGCCCAGCCAUUACCGGCCACACCUUUCAACCCUUAUGCCGAUGAUCCUACCGGACUCGCUGGCUCAGGGGCCUACUUCCAACAUCAAAAUGCUUACACAGCCCCGCUUCAACCGCUUCAAUACCAUCUGUACGCACCGGUUGGGCCGUAUCGAGAUGAUUUGAUGCCGUUCCAAAGGCAAAUUCACGACUUCUUCUUACCUGAGAAGAUGCGCGAGGAGAUGCAACGCAAGUCCGAGGCCUUGCAGCAGGUCAUGCCAAACUCGACACUACCUCCGUUAGACAACUACUACUCCCUCGUUCCCCUUGAUACCAGUCAUCGGAAGAGUUCCAGUGUCUUUGGCUACACCACAUGGGUGUACAAGGCUACAUCCUCGAAGAACGGCAAAACAUACUGCCUCAGACGGCUUGAGGGGUACCGACUAACCAACGAGCAAGCUAUUCGCUCUGUCAAGGAGUGGCGAAGGCUCAAAAACGGCAAUGUGGUGGGAAUACAUGACGCCUUCACCACGAGAGCAUUUGGCGACAGUUCCCUGUUCUUCGUACAAGACUACCAUCCCCUCUCCAAGACACUCGCCGAACUUCACUUUUCUCAACCGGCUUCCACCCACGGCACCCGCUUCAGCGCAAAGAACCCCAUAACCGAAAGCGUGCUAUGGGGCUAUAUUUCCCAGAUAGCCAAUGCCUUGAAGGCUAUCCACACAUUGAAUCUGGCUGCCAGAUGCCUUGAUAUGAGCAAGGUCAUUGUGACGGACAAGAAUCGCAUCCGGCUGAGUGCCUGCUCCAUUUUGGAUGUCGUUCAGUUCGACAACCGUCGGCCCGUUCAGGAGCUGCAACAAGAGGACUUGAUUCAAUUCGGGAAACUCAUUUUAUCACUAGCUACUAACACGCCGCCGAACCAGCUCACGAACCUCAAAGGGUCGAUGGAACAGAUGAGCAGGGUUUACUCGAAAGAAAUCACGGAUACUGUCUUGUGGCUUCUGACUCCCUCUCAGGUUGGUGCCACGCCCAAGGGUAUAGAAGAAUUUGUCCGGGGCAUCGCAGUCCAUAUGGUUGCCACGCUAGAUGCCAGUUUACAGGAAGCGGACGCCCUGAAGUCGGACCUGUUCCGCGAACUAGAAAACGGCCGCAUAGUGCGCCUCAUGGCCAAGCUUGGUGCCGUCAACGAACGGCAGGAAUUCGACGGCGACAGGAACUGGUCAGAAAACGGCGAGCGAUACAUGCUCAAACUAUUCCGGGACUACGUAUUCCACCAAGUCGACGCGAACGGAAAUCCCGUAGUAGACAUGGGCCACAUUAUCCGAUGCCUCAACAGGCUGGACGCCGGUAGCGACGACCGAAUCUGCCUCACGAGUCGAGACGAGCAGACGAGCUUUGUCGUCAGCUAUAAGGAGCUGAAGAAACAGCUCGGCAAUGCGUUCGGGGAGCUUCUCAAGGCAGGGAAACAGACGUCGAACCGAGGGUUCCAGGGCACCUCUCACUAG